Molecule: messenger RNA, 20049 nt
Organism: Hippocampus comes (tiger tail seahorse)
Lineage: Eukaryota; Metazoa; Chordata; Actinopteri; Syngnathiformes; Syngnathidae
Gene: neb
Product: nebulin
Exons: 143
Coding region: 228-19631 (6467 amino acids)
Biological process (GO): cardiac muscle thin filament assembly
Cellular component (GO): Z disc
Molecular function (GO): actin filament binding
Source: RefSeq, a predicted model, not a curated record
AUGACCACCUGGGUAGAAGUAGCCUCAGCUGUGACUCUGUCACCCAGCGUUUCUCUGGAGGGAAGCUUGGGGGGAGGCUUUGGCGGCUUUUGGGAGACCAUUAAAACGCUAACUGGGCAAACAAAAGUGUGAUUAAAGGACUCCGGUCCCUAGUGGAUGGCCGGGGACUUGCGGACUCAAGAAGACACUGCAGGAAUCUUUCUCUGAGCCUCUGAAGGGGUCUCAAGAUGUCGCAUCGUAUCGUGGAGUAUGUGGAGGAAUGGGAGGAGGAAUACGAGGUGGAAGGGGAAGAAGUAGAAGAGGAGGAAGAAGUGGUGGAGGAGGAGGAAGAAGAAGAAGAAGAGGAGGAAGAGGAAGUUUUGGAUGAGAUGCCAACGACGACACACGUCACUCAUGAGCACCACACUCAUCAUCAUCAUCAUCAACAUCAACAUCAUCAACCUCAUGAACCUCAUCACCGCGAGCAUCAGUCGGGCUUGCCCACCAGGAAAGUGGUGAAAAAGGUGAAAGUGGACACGUCCAAGUUCAUGACCCCGUAUCUGGAACACAGCCAGAAGAUGUUGGACCAGUUCAGCUAUAACAAAUAUCGGCAGGCCUACGACAAGUCCAGAGGGAAACCUCCCUCCAUCACCACGGAUACGCCCGAGAUGAUUCGCAUCCGCAAGGCUCAGGAGCAACUCAGUGAGAUCAAAUACCGUAUGGAGGGCAACAAGUCCAAGACAGGCAGCUUGUACGACGGCGAGGCACAGGAGAUUGCCCAUGUCAAGCACGUGUCGGACCUCAUCAGCAAGGUCCUCUACCGGCAGAAGUGGGAUGAGAUCAAGGACAAGUACCAUCUGCCUCCAGAUGCCCCAGAACUGGUUUUGGCUGUGAAGAAUGCCGCCAACUACAGCAAAAAAAUGUACACUGAGGACUGGGACGAGGAGAAGACCAUGUUCUGCCCGUACACCGACAGCCUCGAACUGCGUCGGGUGGCCAAGGCUCAGGAGGCGCUCAGUGACAUCCAGUACAAGAAAGGGCACGAGGAGCGCAUGGCCGAGUUCACCAGCCUGGCCGACCCCCCCGAGGUGGAGCUGGCCAGGAUAGCCUCGGACCAGCGCAGCGAUCUCAAGUACAAGGAGGCGUACAACGAAGACGUGAAGGGUCAAUGGUGCGAGACGCCCUACUUUGACGUGGCCAUGGCCAGGGUAGCCAUGGACAACCUCAGCAAUAGGAAAUACACGCAAAAGCACGAGGACUCCAAAGACCAAAUCUACUUCAUGCAAACCGACACGCCCGUCUACGACACCCACAAGAAGGCGGGCGCCUCUGCCAGCGACGUCAAGUACAAGAAGGAGUACGAGGAGACGAAGGCCCAGUCCGACUACAACACGCUGCCGGCCACCGAGAACCCGCGACUCAGGCAGCUCCGAUACGCCGGCACCAUCCUCAGUGACAAAGUGUACAAGGACAACUACGAGAAGUCCCGAGGGUUCAGCAUCAACUAUUGCGAUACGCCCAAGUUCCAAAUGGACUCGGUUCUCAAACAGUUUACGGAUAGACGCUACAAAGAGAAGUACGACAACGAAAUAAAAGGUCACUACCUGGGCAGCUACGAGGAUGUUUACAUGCUCCACUGCCAACAAGUGGAGGAGCUGAAGAACGAGAGACUGUACAAAGCCGACUAUGAAGACAUGAAAACGCAGUGUUUCUUCCCUCAAACCAUCACGGCCGAGUACGAAGCCAUCAGGAAGCUGGAGGAUUGCAAGGAUAAAGUUUACCGGCAGCAUCCGGACAAAGUGAAAUUCACACAAGUGACCGACUCGCCGGUUUUAGUCCAGGCGGCCAUCAACGCCUACCAGCUGAGUGACCUCAACUACAAGGCGCACUACGAAGAGACCAAGCACAAGAACAGCCUGCCUCCGGACGACCCCUUCUUCGUCCAAUCCCGAGUGAACGCCUUCAACCUGAGCGACAACUGCUACAAAUAUGACUGGGAGAGAACCAAGGCCAAGAGGUUUGAGAUUAAGGAGGACGCGAUCCCCAUCUUGGCCGCCCGGGCUCACACAAACAUCGCCAGCGACGUGAAAUACAAGAAGGAGUACGAGAAGAACAAGGGUCAGAUGGUCGGAGCUCUCAGCAUUAAUGAUGAUCCCAAGAUCCUGCACUCUGUCCACGUGGCCAAAAUCCAGAGUGAUCGAGAAUACAAAAAGGACUACGAAAAGAUCAAGACCAAGUAUCACACGCCUCUGGACAUGAUGUCCGUCACCCAGGCUAAGAAGUCGCAGGCCGUCAGCACCAUGGCCGGGUACCGCAGCAUCAACCCCAACUUCUUCCUGCCCCAUGACGCCGUGCUGCUGGACCUGGCCAAGAAGGCCAACAUCAUCCAGAGCGACAAUGAGUACAAGUCUGACUACAACAACUACACCAAAGGGACCCCAUGGGUGCCAUUUGGCUCUUUGGACGUGGAAAAGGCCAAGUAUGCCGGGGAAAUUCUUAACGAGAAAAAAUACAGACAGCACCCUGACACCAUCCCCUUCACGUCCAUCGACAACCACCCCGUCAUGAUGCAGGCCAAAGUUAACCAGCUCCAGAGGAGUGAUCUGUUCUACAAGCAAGGUCUGGAGGACAUCCACCAGAAGUACUGCCUGCCAGUUGACAUUCCCGAGUUCCUCCAGGCCAAAUGCAACGCCUACAACAUCAGCAACAAUUAUUACAAGUACGCCUGGCAGGACAUCAUUGCUAAAGGCUACGACUUGCAGCCCGACGCCAUCCCCAUUGUUGCCGCCAAAGCUGCCAGACACGCUGCCAGUGAUGUGCAGUACAAGAAAGCGUACGAGAAGGAUCGAGGCCACCACGUGGGUUUCCGUAGUCUGCAGGACGACCCCCUGCUGGUCCACUACAUGGAGGUGGCCAAGCACCAGAGCGACAAGAACUACAAGAAGGACUACCACAAGGCCAAGCUCAAGUACCACUCGCCGGUGGACAUGUUGAGCGUGGCGCACGCCAAGCAUGCCUCGGCCGUGCAGACCAACACCGGCUACAAGCAACCCCACCACAAGUACUGCCUCCUACCAGAUGCCUUGAACCUGGAUUGGGCUCGCACCGUGAACUACAACACCAGUGAGCACCAGUACAAACAGGAUUACGAGAACUGCAUCAAGGGAAUCGGUUGGGUUCCGAUCGGCUCCCUGGAGGUGGAGCAGGCGAAGGCGGCUGGGGCGGCUUUGGACGAGAAGAAAUACAGACAGCACCCGGACACCCUCAAGUUCACCAGCCCACUCGACUCCAUGAACAUGGAGCUGGUCAAGUCCAACACUCAGAUUCUCAAUGCGAAAGACUACAAGGCCAGCGGCGAGAAGUUCAUGCAUACCUAUCAUCUUCCUGUUGAUGCUCCUGAACUGAUCCUAGCCAAAUACAACGCUGCCAACAUCAGCAAGAAUUACUACACCAACACUUACCGUCGAGAUCUGCUCAAAGGACAUCAUAUGAAAGAGGAUGCCAUCCCCAUCGUGGCAGCCAAGACCUCCAGAGACAUCGCCAGCAAUUACAAGUACAAACUGGCACACGAGAAGGCAAAGGGUCAACACGUGGGCUUCCGUAGCCUGCAGGAUGACCCCUUGCUGGUCCACUACAUGGAGGUGGCCAAGAUGCAGAGCGACAAGAACUACAAGAAGGACUACCACAAGUCCAAGCUGAAGUACCACACGCCGGUGGACAUGAUGAGCGUGGCCCACGCCAAGCACGGCUCGGCCGUGCAGACCAUGAUCGGCUACAGGACAUACCUGCACGACUACUUGAUUCUUCCCGACAACUUGCAACUGCACCGCUGCAAGGACAUGAUGGAGAUGCAGAGCGAUAUUGUUUACAAAGCCGACUACACAAACUACUACAAAGGAUCCGGGUGGGUUCCGAUUGGUUCUCUGGAUGUGGAGAAGGCCAAAGCUGCCAAAGCCGCCCUGGACGAGAUCAGCUACCGUCAGCAUCCCAGCACGUUCAAGUUCACCAGCACCAGUGACAGCAUGAACAUGUCCCUGGCUCUGAGCAAUUCCAAACAGCUGGACCCCGCCGCUUACAAAGCUUCUGGCGAGAAGUUCAAGCACACAUACAACUUGCCGGCCGACUGCCCUGAGUUCAUCCAGGCUAAAUUUAACGCUCAUACCCUCAGUGAGAAUCAGUACAAGCAAAAGUGGCUCCAAGAUAUCGCUAAAGGCUACGACUUGAGAUCCGAUGCCAUUCCCAUUCAGCAUGCCAAGCACGGCAGACAUAUUGCCAGCAAUGUGCAAUACAAGAAAGACUUUGAGAAAGGGCGAGGCCACCAUGUGGGCUUCCGUAGCCUGCAGGACGACCCCUUGCUGGUCCACUACAUGGAAGUGGCCAAGCUGCAGAGCGACAAGAACUACAAGAAGGACUACCACAAGGCCAAGCUGAAGUACCACACGCCGGUGGACAUGUUGAGCUUGGUCCACGCCAAGCAGGCCUCGGCCGCGCAGACCAUGGCCGGCUACAGGACGAUGCACCACACCAACGCUCUCCUCCCGGACGCCAUGAACUUCGUGCUGGCUCGUACCAUGAACACCCAAGUUAGCGAUUGUGAUUACAAAUCAGACUGGAACAACUACGUCAAAGGCGUUGGCUGGAUCCCGGUUGGCUCGCUCGCGGUAGAGACCGCCAAGGUUGGUGGUGAUAUCCUAAGCGAGAACAAGUACCGCACUCACCCAUCCAACUUCAAGUACAGCAAGCUGAUGGACUCGAUGGACAUUGCCCUGGCCACCGUCAACAACCAGAUCAUGGAUAAGAAAGCUUACACGGCUGCUUGGGAAAAGGACAAACGGAUCAUCCACGUCAUGCCGGACUCUCCUGAGAUUGUCCUGGCCAAGGCCAAUGCUCUCACCAUGAGCGAUAAACUUUACAAAUCUGGUGUGGCGGAGAUGGCCAAGAGGGGCUACAAUCUGAAAGCAGAUGCCAUUCCCAUCGUAGCCGCCAAGUCAGGAACAAACAUCGCCAGUAACUUUAAAUAUAAACUGGAUUACGAGAAGGCGCGAGGCCACCACGUGGGCUUCCGUAGCCUCCGGGACGACCCCCUGCUGGUCCACUACAUGGAGGUAGCCAAGAUGCAGAGCGACAGGAACUACAAGAAGGACUAUCACAAGGCCAAGCUGAAGUACCACACGCCGGUGGACAUGUUGAGCUUGGUCCACGCCAAGCAGGCCUCGGCCGCGCAGACCAUGGCUGGGUACAGGAAGAUCCUCCAUACCAACGCCCUCCUCCCGGAUGCCAUGAACUUUGUGCUGGCUCGUACCAUGAACACUCAGUCUAGUGAUUGCAAUUACAAGUCAGACUGGAACAACUACGUUAAAGGUAUGGGCUGGAUCCCCAUCGGCUCGCUCGCGGUAGAAACCGCCAAGGUCGGCGGGGACAUCUUAAACGAGAACAAGUACCGCACUCACCCGUCCAACUUCAAGCACAGCAAACUGAUGGACUCCAUGGACAUGGCUCUGGCCACGGCCAACAAUCAGAUUAUGAAUAAGAAAGCUUACACGGCCGCUUGGGAAAAGGCCAAACUGGACGUCCACGUCAUGCCGGAUGCUCCGGAGAUUGUCCUGGCCAAGGCCAACGCCAUGAACAUGAGCAACAAACUGUACAAAGCAGGCCUUUUGGAAAUGGCCAACAGAGGCCACAAUCUCAGAGCAGACGCCAUCCCAAUUCUGGCCGCCAAGUCUGGUACCAACAUUGCUAGCAAUUACAAGUACAAACUGGAUUACGAGAAGGCGCGAGGCCACCACGUGGGCUUCCGUAGCCUGCGGGACGACCCCCUGCUGGUCCACUACAUGGAGGUGGCCAAGAUGCAGAGCGACAAGAACUACAAGAAGGACUACCACAAGUCCAAGCUCAAGUACCACUCGCCGGUGGACAUGUUGAGCUUGGCCCACGCCAAGCACGCCUCAUCCGUGCAAACCAUGACUGGAUAUAAGAGGCUUAUCCCUCACUACACCGUCCUGCCUGAUGCUAUGAACCUGGAACUGGCCCGGAACAUGCAGUCUAUCGCCAGCGAUAACAAAUACAAGAGUGAGUAUCACAACUACAUCCGAGGAAUCGGUUGGGUUCCCGUCGGCUCACUGGAUAUGGAGAAAGUCAGAACAGCCGGCAACAUCCUAAGGGACCACGGGUACCGCCAGCAUCCCAGCAACUUUAAAUUCACCAAGGACAUGCACUCUAUGGACCUGGCACUGGCCUCCGCCAACAACCAGAUCAUGGAUAAGCAAUCUUACACCAAAGCCUGGGACCACGCCAAGCGAACCAUUCACAUCAUGCCUGACGCGAUGGACAUUGUUCUCGCUCGGGAAAAUAGGAAAAACUACAGCGAGAAACGGUACAAACUGGACAAUGAGCGUGCCAAGAAGAAGGGUCACAACCUUCGUGCCGAUGCCAUCUCCGUGCAGGCUGCUAAAGCCUCCACUAUUAUCGCAAGUGACUACAAGUACAAGACCGGAUACCGCAGGCAGGUCGGCCACCACAUCGGGGCCCUCAGCAUCCAGGACGACCCUCUCCUCAUGCUGGCCCUGAACUCCGCCAAGAUCGCCAGCGACGCCCUCUACAAGAAGGACUUCAACCAGUCUAAGACCAGAUUCCACCUGCCAGUGGACAUGCUUUCCUUCGAGCUGGCCAAGAAGAACCAGAUCCAGGUCAACCACGCCAACUACAUCACCCGCCUGCACAACUGGACCUGCCUGCCCGACUCCAACGACGUUCGCCAAGCCAGACAUGCCUACAAUCUUCAGAGCGAUGUGGUCUAUAAGGAAGAGCUGAAGGCACUUCAGGGCACUGGCUGGAUCCCCAUUGGUUCGUUGGAUGUGGAGAAGGUGAAGAAAGCCGGUGAGAUCCUGAGUGAACAGAAGUACCGCCAGCACCCAAGCAACUACAAGUUUAAGGUCUCAACCGAGGACAUGCCCAUGGUGCUGGCCAAAGCCAACGCUCAGGUCAUGAACAAGAAAGCGUACAAAGACGCCUGGGAAAAUGCGAAGACCAUGAUCCAUGUCAUGCCUGACGCCAUGGACGUCGUUCUCGCAAAAGCCAACAGUUACAACUACAGCUCGAAACUGUACAAGCAGGCAAAUGAAGACGCCAAGAAGAAGGGUUACGACCUGCGCAAUGAUGCCAUUUCCGUCCGAGCGGCCAAAGCAUCCAGGGAUAUCGCCAGUGAUUACCUGUACAAGACCGGAUACCGCAAGCAGGUCGGUCACCACAUCGGGGCCCUCAGCAUCCGCGACGACCCUCUCCUCAUGCUGGCUCUGAACUCCGCCAAAAUCGCCAGCGACUUCCUCUACAAAAAGGACUUCAACAAGUCCAAGACCAGAUUCAACCUGCCUGUGGACAUGCUGGCCUUCGAGCUGGCUAAGAAGAACCAGAUCCAGGUCAACCAUGCCAACUACAUCACCCGCCUGCACGAGUGGACCUGCUUGCCCGACUCCAACGACGUUCGCCAAGCCAGACACGCCUACGACCUGCAGAGUGAUAAUGUUUACAAGGAAGACCUGAAGUUGCAGAAGGGUGUCGGCUGGGUCCCCGUUGGUUCGGUGGAUGUGGAAAAGGUAAAGAAAGCCGGUGAGAUCCUGAGUGAACAGAAGUACCGCCAGCACCCGAGCAACUACAAGUUUAAAGUCUCAACCGAGGAUAUGCCCAUGGUGCUGGCCAAAGCCAACGCCAAGGUCAUGAACAAGAAAGCAUAUCAGGAAGCAUGGCAAAACGAGAAGACCAUGAUCCACAUCUUGCCCGAUGCAAUGGAUGUCGUCCUUGCAAAAGCCAACAACAUGAACUACAGCUUGAAACUGUACAAGCAAGCAUAUCAGGAGGCCAAGAAGCUGGGCUACGAACUUGGCAAAGAUGCCAUUUCCAUCCUCGCAGCUAAGGCUUCCAGAGACAUUGCGAGCGAUUACCUGUACAAGACCGGAUACCGCAAGCAGGUCGGCCACCACAUCGGGGCCCUCAGCAUCCGCGACGACCCUCUCCUCAUGCUGGCUCUGAACUCCGCCAAAAUCGCCAGCGACUUCCUCUACAAAAAGGACUUCAACAAGUCCAAGACCAGAUUCAACCUGCCGGUGGACAUGCUGGCCUUUGAGCUGGCCAAGAAGAACCAGAUCCAGGUCAACCACGCCAACUACAUCACCCGCCUGCACAACUGGACCUGCCUGCCCGACUCCAACGACGUUCGCCAAGCCAGACACGCCUACAACCUGCAGAGUGAUAAUGUUUACAAGGAAGACCUGAAGACGCAGCAGGGUGUCGGCUGGAUCCCGAUUGGUUCGUUGAAUGUGGAGAAGGUGAAGAAAGCCGGUGAGAUCCUGAGUGAACGGAAGUACCGCCAGCACCCGAGCGACUACAAGUUUAAGCUCUCAACCGAGGACAUGCCCAUGGUGCUGGCCAAGGCGAACGCUCAAGUCAUGAACCAGAAAGCGUACAUAGACGCCUGGGAACAUGCGAAGACCAUGAUCCAUGUCAUGCCUGACGCCAUGGACGUCGUUCUCGCAAAAGCCAACAGUUACAACUACAGCUCGAAACUGUACAAGCAGGCAAAUGAAGACGCCAAGAAGAAGGGUUACGACCUGCGCAAUGAUGCCAUUUCCGUCCGAGCGGCCAAAGCAUCCAGGGAUAUCGCCAGUGAUUACCUGUACAAGACUGGAUACCGCAAGCAGGUCGGUCACCACAUCGGGGCCCUCAGCAUCCGCGACGACCCUCUCCUCAUGCUGGCUCUGAACUCCGCCAAAAUCGCCAGCGACUUCCUCUACAAAAAGGACUUCAACAAGUCCAAGACCAGAUUCAACCUGCCUGUGGACAUGCUGGCCUUCGAGCUGGCCAAGAAGAACCAGAUCCAGGUCAACCACGCCAACUACAUCACCCGCCUGCACAACUGGACCUGCCUCCCCGACUCCAACGACGUUCGCCAAGCCAGACAUGCCUACAAUCUGCAGAGUGAUUCCGUCUACAAAGCAGACUUGAAGUGGCUCCAAGGUCUCGGCUGGGCCCCAGAUGGCUCGAUUGAGGUGGAGAAGGCCAAGAAGGCUGCUGAAAUCUUGAGCGAGAGGAAAUACCGCCAACCUCCCAGCAAAAUCCCCUUCAGCAGCCCGAUUAACGCAAUGAACUUUGAACUGGCAAAGAAUAACGCUUUGACAAUGAACAAGCGUCUCUACAUCGAAGCGUGGGAGCGUGAAAAAACCAACGUGCACAUCAACCCGGACACUCCGGAGAUCUUCCUCUCGCAGCAGAACGCUAUCAACAUGAGCAGGAAACACUACAGGCAAGGUUAUGAGGCCGCCAUCAAAAGGGGCUAUUUCCUGCCACCAGAUGCCAUUGCUUUGAAGAGUGCCAAGGCCUCUCGGGAAAUUGUCAGUGAUUACAAAUACAAAACAGGAUACCGGCAACAAGUGGGCCACCACAUUGGUGCUCGCAGCAUCAAAGAUGACCCCCUGAUCAUGCUGGCCCUCAACUCGGCCAAGAUCGCCAGUGAUGCCCUCUACAAAAAGGACUUCAACAAGUCCAAAACCCACUUCAAUCUCCCUGUGGACAUGCUGAGUCUUGAACUGGCCAAAAAGUGCCAGAUACAAGUCAACGACUUCAACUACCGGACUCGCUUACACGAAUGGACGUGCCUGCCCGACUCCAAUGACGUCGUCCAGGCCAGGAAGGCCUACGAUCUGCAGAGUGAUGCUGUGUACAAAGCCGACUUGGAUGAGAUUGUUGGUGUGGGAUGGAUCCCCGUUGGCUCACCAGAAGUGCAGAAAGUCAAGCAUGCCGGCAAGAUUCUUAGCGAUCGCUUUUACAAGCAGAAGCAAGACUCUCUGAAGUUCACCACAGACAUGACUGCCAUACCCAUGGUCCUUGCCAAAGCAAACGCUGAGAUCAUGAACAAGAAAUACUACAUUUCUGCUUGGGAGGCCGAAAAAGCGAAGAACCAUAUCGGUGCUGACCUGCCUGAGAUUCUGCUCUCCAAAUCAAACGCUUACAACCUCAGCCAGAAUGUGUACAAGCAAGCCGUCCAGGAUAUGUUCCGACAGGGCUACGUCAUGAAACCUGACGCAAUUUCCGUCAAAGCAGCCAAACGCGGAAGAGAAAUCAUUAGUGAUUACAAGUACAAGACGGGAUACCGCAAGCAGGUUGGCCACCACAUCGGCGCGCUGAGCAUCCAUGACGAUCCUCUGAUCAUGCUGGCCCUGAACUCGGGCCAGAUUGCGAGCGACAAUCUGUACAAGAAGGACUUCAACAAGUCCAAGACCAAAUUCAACCUGCCCGUGGACAUGCUGAACUUGGAACUGGCCAAGAAAUGUCAGAUACAAGUCAACGACUUCAACUACAGAACUCGCCUGCACAACUGGACUUGUCUGCCGGACUCCAACGAUGUGGUCCAGGCCAGGAAGGCGUAUGACCUUCAAAGUGACGCUGUGUACAAAGCAGACAUGCAAUGGAUCAAGGGAUCCGGUUGGGUCCCCAUUGGCUCAGUGGAUGUGGAGAAAGCAAAGAAAGCAUCGGAGAUCUUGAGUGAGAAGCUGUAUCGCCAGCCUCCCAGCAACUUCAAAUUCACCGCCACGACCGAAGACAUUCCGUUUGCCCUCGCUCUGGCCAACGCCCAAAUCAUGGACAAGAAAGCGUAUGUGUCCGCGUGGGAGAACGACAAAAUUAACAUUCACAUCAUGCCUGACACACCUGAGAUCAUCUUGGCCAAGCAGAAUAAGCUCAACACCAGUCAGAGACAUUACCAUGAAGGCUACCUGGAAAACAUUAAAAAUGGCUACUUGCUCCCCAAAGACGCCAUUUCGAUUGUAGCAGCCAAGGCCUCUCGUGACAUCGUCAGUGACUACAAGUACAAGACGGGAUACCGCAGGCAGUGUGGCCACCACGUCGGGGCUCGCAGCGUUGAAGACGACCCUCUGAUCUUGCUGGCCGCCCACGCCGCCAGGAUCUCCAGUGACAACAUCUACAAGAAGGAUUUUGAAAAGACCAAGACCCACUUCAACCUGCCCGUGGACAUGCUGUCCAUCGAGCUGGCCAAGAAGUGCCAGCAGCAAGUCAACGAUUUUAACUACCGCACGCACCUGCACCAGUGGACCUGCCUGCCGGAUUCCAACGACGUGGUCCAGGCCAGGAAGGUCUACGACCUGCAGAGUGAUGCUGUGUACAAAAGUGACCUGGAGUGGCUGAAGGGAUGCGGCUGGUCACCUCACGAAUCGGUGGAUGUCAUCAAAGUCAGGAAAGCACAGAAAAUCCUCAACGAGAGACUUUACCGCGAGCCGCCCAGCGCGAUCAAGUUCACCAGCGUGGUGGACUUGCCUUCAGUCAUCCUGGCCAAGCAAAAUUCAGAUAACCUCAGUGAAUGGAAAUACAAGGAAAUGUGGGAGAACGAAAAAACGUCCUUCAUUCUUCCGCCAGACACGCCGGCCAUGGAGCUGUCCAAGACAAAUGCGAUCAACAUCAGCAAUAAACUGUACACCUUGGAAUGGGAUGACCACAAGGCCAAAGGCUACCAGAUCAAGGAGGAUGCCAUCGCUGUCCUGAAGGCCAAAGCAUCCAGAGAUAUCAUUAGCGAUUACAAGUACAAGGAAGGAUACCGCAAGCAAGUGGGCCACCACGUCGGGGCUCUCAGCGUCAAAGACGACCCCCUCAUCAUGCUGGCACUGAACUCGGCCAAGAUCGCCAGUGACAACCUCUACAAAAAGGACUUCAACAUGUCCAAGACCAGAUUCCACUUGCCCGUGGACAUGUUGAGUCUCGAACUGGCCAAAAAGUGCCAGAUUCAAGUCAACGACUUCAACUACCGGACUCGCUUGCAUCAGUGGACGUGCCUGCCUGACUCCAAUGAUGUGGUACAGGCCAGGAAGGUCUACGAUCUCCAGAGUGAUGCUGUGUACAAAGCAGACUUGGAGUGGCUACGUGGAUGCGGUUGGAUUCCGCACGAGUCCGUCGAGGUUUUGAGGGUGAAAAAUGCACAGAAGAUCCUGGCUGAGAGAGGCUACCGGGUCAAGCUGGACGAGCAGAAAUUUGGUGUUCCACCCAAUCGAGUCGACUUGACUUGGGCUAAGAAUGCCGCCGACAUCCUCAAUGAGACCAAGUACCGUGAGGCUUGGCAUCGGGACAAGACCCAUUACACGCUGGUGGAGACUCCGACCAUGGUCACAGCCAAAGCGGCAGCUAAGAACGUUCAUCCGAAACUGUAUUCCCAAGACUGGGAAAAGGCCAAGGCCACUGGGUACUUCAUGCCUGAAAAUGCGGUGUCCAUCAAGCAGUGUAUUAGCAACACCAAAGUCCAAAGCAAACAUAAAUACCUGGAGGGAUACCGCAAGCAGGUGGGCCACCACAUUGGGGCCCUCAGCAUCCAGGACGACCCGCUUCUCAUGCUGGCCUUGAACUCGGCCAAGAUCGCCAGCGAUGCGCUCUACAAGAAAGACUUCAACAAGUCCAAGACCAAAUUCAACCUGCCCGUGGACAUGCUGCAGUUCGAGCUGGCUAAGAAGUGUCAGAUGCAAGUCAACGAUGACCUCUACAGGACCCGCCUGCACGAGUGGACGUGCCUCCCCGACCAGAAUGACGUCAUCCAGGCCAGGAAAGCCUACGAUCUUCAGAGUGAUUUUGUGUACAAAGCGGAUAUGGAAUGGAUUCGAGGCUGUGGGUGGGUGGCCCACGAAUCAGUGGACCACGUCAAAGCCAGAAAAGCGCAGGAAAUUCUCAACGAUAGGAUCUACAAGAAAAACGCAAUUGACGGCUUUGGAAAAUUCACCCUGGUGGUGGACCGUCCAGAACUUCUCUUGGCCAAGACCAACGCUGUUAACGUCAGCGACCUGAAGUACAAAGAGACCUUCAAUGCAGAGAGGGGUCAGUACAUCGGUUCCGAUGACACUCCUCAACUGGCCCACAGCAGGGAGAUGUCCAAGAACAUCAGCGAGAAACUCUACAAACUGCACUGGAACAAAUCCAAGGCUGCUGACUACCAUCUGGACCACGAGUAUAUUCCACUUGUCAUCGGAAAGAAGAGCAGAGACAUUAGCAGUGAUGUCAAGUACCAUGACUCCUACGAGAAGACCAGGGGACACCACUUGGCCGGAACCCUGGUGGACUUUCCUGAGGUGAUCCGGUGUGGUGAUCAGGAGAAGAACAAGGGACUGAGGCUUUACCAUCAGAACUACCACCAGACCAAGAUGAAGACCCACAUCCCAUCCGACAUUAUUGCAAACAAGGUGGCCAAGCGUUCCCAGGACAUGCUGAGCGACGUCCUGUACCGCACAUACCUCCACCAGUGGACCUGCCACCCAGAUCAGGAGGAUGCUAUUCGAGCCCGCAAAACCAACGAGAUUCUCAGCGAUGUGUUUUACAAAGAGGACCUGACCUGGAUGAAGGGCAUCGGCUGCUACGUGUGGGACACGCCAGAGAUCAUUCGUGCCAAGAAGGCCUAUGACCUGCAGAGUGAACUGCAAUAUAGAGACGAGGCCAAGAAGGAAUUCAAUAAUUACUCCAUCGUGACCGACACGCCCGCCUAUGUGACUGCUGUGCUGGGCAACACCUGGGCCAGUGACCUGAACUACCGGGAGGCUUACCAUAAGGGGAAGCACGCGUACACCACCGUUCUUGAUACCUACGACUAUGCCAGAUGCCGCAACUUCAAACACCACUUCAGCAACAAAAUCUACACUGAUGCCUGGGACAAAUUCAAGGCCAAGGGCUACCAGAUCCCCCACGACUCGCGCUCCAUGCAACACGCCAAGAAUCAGAAGUUCGUUGCGAGCAGCGUGAAGUACAAGGAGGACUAUGAAAAGUUCAAGUCAAUCUACAGCCUUCCCAAGUCUCUUGAGGACGAUCCAGGCACCCUCCGCUGCCUCAAGGCCGGAAGACUGGUCCUGGACCGCCUGUACAAAGAGGACUAUGAGAAAGCCAAGGCAAAGAACCACAUCCCGGCAGACAUGCUGGAGAUCAUAACGGCCCAUAAAACCCAGACCAAAGUCAGCGAAAUCAACUACCGCAAAUAUCUGCACGAGUGGAUCUGCCUCCCCGAUAUGCAAAUGUACGUCCAGGCGCGCAAAGUCAACGAGCAGCUGAGUGAUAUCUUCUACAAGGAUGACCUGAACUGGCUGAAGGGCAUCGGCUGCUUUGCCUGGGACACUCCGGAAAUCCUGCGUGUCAAGCAUGCCGGCGACAUUCAGAGCAUUAACAAAUAUCGAGCCAAAGGUGUGGAGGCGUUCAAGGACUACUCAGUGGUGAUGGAAACCCCGGUUUACGCGACGGCCAAGCAAAACACCGUCAAUCUGAGCGACUUGCGCUAUCGCUCCGACUACCAAACCCACAUCAAGGGAACCAACACUGCUCCUGCCGUUACCGUCGAGGGGGAGAGGGCUCGCCUGGCCCACCACAUUCAGAGUAAUAACUGGUACAAGGAGGCCAACAAGAACUACAUGCCCACAGGAUACACUCUGCCCCACGACAUGCCUCUCAUCAAGCAGGCUAAACACAACUCUUUUAUCAGUAGCAUUGUGAAGUACAAGGAGGCCUGGGAGAUGACAAAGGCCAAGGGCUACAGCAUUCACCCACAGGGCGUCAACUUCGUCAAUUACAGGAAGGCCAACAAGAUCGCUAAUGAGCGCCUGUAUCGCGAAGAUUACCACAAGCACAAGGACAAGAUCCACACCACCUAUGACACCCCCGAAAUCAAACAAGUCAAGAUGAACCAGGAUCACAUCAGCGAAUUGUGGUACAAGGAGAUGUACAACAAAUGUAAAGGCCAGCUGAUCUCCAUGCCCAUGACACCAGAGCUGAUGCAUUACAACCACGUCAACGACAUCACCAGCGAGCUGAAAUACAAAGAGGAUCUAACAUGGCUGAGAGGCAUCGGCUGUUUCCUGUACAACACCCCGGAGAUGAUCCGCAUCCGCAACCUCAAUAAGUACAGAAUGGACUACCCGGUGGAGGCCAAGAAGAACCUGCCCAACUUCUCGGUGGUCCUUGACACGCCGGAGUACAAGCGAGUGAGCGAGCUCAAGAGCCACUUGAGCAUGCUCAUCUACAAAGCUCAGAGCAAAGAGGAUAUGGCCAGGGUCUCCACCACCGCCGACGCCGUGGAACUCAAAAGAGCCAAAUGGGCCCAGCAUCUGACCAAUCAUUACGUGUACACGGACGUCGCCGCCAAACACCGACCACAUUACACCCUGGAAGUGGAAACCCCGCACAUGGGCCACAGCAGGAAGAUGAAAGUGAUGUCCAGUGAUAACAAGUACAAAGAACAAUAUGAGAAGAUGAAGCACAGGUACACCGCCAUUGGUGACACGCCCCUUCUGAUCCGCUCCAAGAAGGCCUACCUCCAGUCCAGCGAUCUGCGCUACAAAGAGACUUACGAGCUCUCUAAAGGCCACUACCACACCGUCAAGGAUGCCCUGGACAUCGUCUACCACCGCAGAGUCACCAACGACGUCAGCAAUGUUAAGUACAGGGAGAAUUACCUUAGCUCCAGAGGAACGUGGAAGUCCAUCCCGGACCGUCCCGAGUUCUUCUUCAACAGGAUCGUCAACGACAACAUCAGCACGGUCAAGUACAAGGAGGACCUGGACUGGUUGAAGGGAAUCGGCUGCUUCGUGUGGGACACACCCGAGUUGUUGCGGGCUGAGAAGAACAAGACGCUUUACAGUGAUAUCCAAUACAAGACCUUCCUCAAGAAGUUCAGAGGAAACUUCACGUACACCUCCGACUCGCCGUUCUUCCACACGGCCAGGCACGCCACCAGCCUCAUCGAUGAACGGGCCUACAGAGUUAGUUACGAGAAGACAAAGGAUCACUUCACCAUAACCACAGACGAUCCUAGUUUCCAGCUGGCCAAAGAGAACAAGAAGAUGAGCCAGUGGCGUUACAGGGAACAAUAUGAGCGUGCCAAGGACAAGUUCACUUCCAUCCUGGACACUCCUGAGUAUGAAACUACCCAACGCGGCAAGAAGAUUGGCGAUAUCGUUUACAAAAUGGAGUACAAUAAAAACAAGGCCAGAGGCUACACCCUACCGUACGACACACCGCACCAAAACCUCAUGAAGAAAGUCAAGGAAAUCACCAGUAACCUGAAGUACAAAGAGCUCUACGAGAGGAACAAGGCUCAGAUCACCAUCGAUCAUGAGGCUCGUUCCAUUCGGGCCGCGAAGGAGGCCUACACGAACAUCACCAAUUUGGAUUACAAGAAGAAGUAUGAAGCCACCAAAUUCAGGUGGAUGUGGACCCCAGAGAGGCCCGACUUUCUCAAUGCUGCCAAGAACUCGCUGCAGCAGAGUGACUAUGAGUACAAGUACGACAAGGAGUACUUGAAGGGCUGCGUCAUACCCGUGGUGGACGACAAGCUUACCCUACUCGCACAGAACAACACGCAAAUCACGAGUGAGCUCAAAUACAAAAUGAAGUACGAGAAGGCACGGGGCCACUACCUGCCUGUGGCGGACACCCCUCAGAUCCUCCACUCCAAGGCUGUACGCAACCUGUCAUCUGAGAGCAAGUACAAGGCGGCCAGUAAGAAGCAAAUGCAGUCCGGGUCCUUCACCAUCAUGCCGCAGACCCGGGACACAGCUCACAGCAAGGAGAUCAAUAAACUCAUCAGCAAGAACGUGUACAAGGCCAAGUUUGAGAAGGAGAAAGGCAAGUCGAUAUACAACAACAUGUGCGUACCGCCCGACAUCCAGCACGCCAUGGAUGUUGCCAAGAAACAGAGCAAUCUUGACUACAAGAAGAAUGCCAAAGCCAACCUUCACUACACCACCGCCGUAGUGGAUCGACCUGACAUCAAGAAGGCCACGCACACCGCCAAACUCGUCAGCGAUAUCGGCUACCGCAACAAAGCCCGUGAAGAGGCCAGCCGCGGAGGUUCUCUGGUCCACCGGCCCGACAUCGAGCUGGCCACGGAAGUCUGCAAGCUCAACAGCCAGGCCAAGCCUUCCCCCCACGGAAUGGCCUCCUACGACACCCCGCUGAUGCGCCACAUUAAGAAAAUGAGUGCGGUGACGAGUGAUCUGAAGUAUAAGGAGAAGUUUGACAAGGAAAUGAAGGGAAAGAGACCUCGGUAUGACCUGAAGGAGAGUACGGUUUACAAGACCUACAAGGACGCCCACACGCUGGCUAGCGAGGUGAAGUACAAACGUGACCUGAAGAAGCUUCACAAGCCCGUGACCGACAUGGCCGAGUCUCUCUCCAUGCAGCACGGCCUGAGCACCAGCAGGCUGUCCAGUGACGUGAAAUACAAAGAGAAGUAUGAAAAGGAGAGGGGCAGAGCCAUGCUGGACUUUGAGACGCCAACAUACGUGACGGCCAAGGAGGCACAGCACAUGCAGAGCCAGAAAGACUAUAGGAAGGAUUUUGAGGAGACCAUGAGGGGCAAGAACCUCUCGGGCUUGGAAGUCACGCCCGCCAUGAUACAUGUCAGACAUGCCACCAAAAUAGCCAGUGAGAGAGAGUACAGGAGGGAUCUAGAGGAGGGCGUGAAGGGUAAAGGGCUAACUGUGCUGGAGGAAACUCCCGAGCUUUUGAGGGCAACGAAUGCCACUCAAAUCCUGUGCGAGAGAGAGUACAAGAAGUCGCUGGAGCAGGAGAUUAAGGGCAAGGGAUUGUUGGCAUUGGCCAACGACACCCCGGACUUCAUGCGGGCCAGGAAUGCCACCGACAUCCUCAGUCAGGUCAAGUAUAAGCACACAGCCGAGAUGGACCGAGCUAGCUACACCACCGUCAUCGACACUCCAGACAUCAUCCACGCUCAGCAGAUGAAGAACAUCAUCAGCCAGAAAAAGUAUAAAGAAGAGGCGGAGAAGACCAUGUCCCAAUAUGUCCCCGUUCUGGACACCCCUGAGAUGCAGAGAGUCCGUGAGAACCAGAAGAACUUCAGCACUCUUCAGUACCAGACUGACCUAAUACACGUCAUAAAGGGCAAAGGGUCAGCUGUAAUCACCCCCGAAAUUCUUCGCGUUAAAGAAAAUACGAAGAAUUUCAGCUUGAUUCAAUACAAAGAGGAUUUAGGAGGAGGAACGGCUUUGCCCGAAACCCCCGAGAUGGAGAGAGUUAAACGAAACCAGAGGAACGUUAGCACGAUACAGUACAAAGAUUCUCUGAGUCAAGGUACGGCUAUACCAGAUCUUCCUGAGGUGAAGCGGGUCCGAGAAACGCAGAAGAAUAUCAGCUCGAUACAAUACAAGGAUUCUCUGAGUCAAGGUACAGCUAUACCAGAUCUUCCUGAGGUGAAGCGGGUCCGAGAAACCCAGAAGAAUAUCAGCUCGAUACAGUACAAGGAUUCUCUCAGUCAAGGUACAGCCAUACCAGACCUCCCCGAGGUGAAGCGGGUUCGAGAAACCCAGAAGAAUAUCAGCUCGAUACAGUACAAGGAUUCUCUGAGUCAAGGUACGGCUAUACCAGAUCUUCCUGAGGUGAAGCGGGUCCGAGAAACCCAGAAGAAUAUCAGCUCGGUACAGUACAAGGAUUCUCUUUGUCAAGCCACAGCCAUACCAGACCUCCCGGAGGUGAAGCGGGUCCGAGAAACCCAAAAGCAUAUCAGCUCGCUCCAAUACAAGGAAGACGUGGGACGAGGCAUAUCUGUGUCGGCGACGCCAGAGAUGGAACGCGUUAGACGCAAUCAGCUAAAUAUUAGCACGAUCAAAUACAGGGAUUCCCUGGAUCGCGCAACGGCCAUCCCUGACCUGCCGGAAGUGAAGCGGGUCAAACAGACCCAGAGGCACAUCAGCUCGGUGUUAUAUAAGGACAGCGCGGCCAAGGGAACCCCCGUGGUGUUCACUCCAGAGAUGGAGCGAGUCAAACGGAACCAAGAGAACAUUAGCUCGGUGCUGUAUUCCGACAGCUUCCGCAAGCAGGUCCAGGGCAAGGCCGCCUUUGUUCUGGACACUCCGGAGAUGAGACGUGUCAGGGAGACCCAACGCAUCAUAUCUGGAGUGCGCUACCACGAGAACUUUGAGAAGACCAAGGGCAGCUUCACGCCCACCAUCACCGACCUGAUCACAGAGCGUGUGAAGAAGAACACCCAAGACUUCAGUGACAUCAGCUACCGUGGCAUCCAGAGGCGCGUGGUCGAGAUGGAAAGGAGGCGUGCCGUCGAUCAUGACCAGGAGACUAUUACUGGUCUGCGAGUGUGGCGUACCAACCCCGGAUCGGUGUUUGACUACGACCCGGCCGAGGACAACAUCCAGUCCAGGAGUCUGCACCUGAUGUCGGUCCAAGCCCAGCGUCGCAGCAAGGAGCACUCCCGCUCCACUAGUGCCCUAAGUGGCAUGGCUGACGAGAAAUCCGAGAUCUCCCAGGACCCCGACCACCACCUGUCCCUCUACAGCAACGGCUAUGUCACCACCUCCGGAUUUGUCACCUCCUCUAUGGGUUACCAGCAUGCCAAGACCGUGGAGCUGCAGCAGAGGUCCUCGUCCGUGGCUACCCAGCAGACCACCGUCUCCUCCAUCCCCUCGCACCCCUCCACCACCGGGAAAACGGUGCGCGCCAUGUAUGACUACCUGGCGGCCGACAGCGACGAGGUUACCUUCAAGGACGGCGACGUCAUCGUCAACGUGCAGUCCAUCGACGAGGGCUGGAUGUAUGGAACCGUGCAGCGCACCGGCAAGACCGGCAUGCUGCCCGCCAACUACGUGGAGGCCGUUUAAAUGGCAAAAACCAUGUGGAAAAAUGUGUGCCAAAUGUUUGUGGAGUUUGUCGCCUGUUUGUUAGUUUGUGUCGCCUGUCAAGCCCAAUAUCUUUUUUCGAUAUGACCUAGUCAGUGUUGUAUGGAGUGAAUGAAACAAUCGGCUAAGACUACCAUACUUACUAUACCUUUAAUGGUGUUAAGUAUGUAUCUAUUGAUGUACACCCUCCACAAUCUAAGCACUCUUGAGAUGUAAGAGAAAAAUCACCAUUGUUUCCCUCCUUUAACUGAACUCUGAGCACUAACUAGCCCACUAACUAGUACACGAGUAGUACGAGUAGAACACUACGAGUACAAGUACUAGUCCAGUGUGUGUUUUGGUUUUUGAUGGCAAAGUGUAACCCUUCGCCAGUAGCUAAUAAAGCCAAGUUCAUGCAGUG